Perkinsus marinus ATCC 50983 is the source of this 3315-nucleotide messenger RNA. RefSeq lists its product as hypothetical. The record is from RefSeq and is a predicted model, not a curated record. The transcript has 4 exons. NCBI's taxonomy places the organism in Eukaryota, Perkinsozoa, Perkinsida, Perkinsidae. Bases 1 to 3315 code for a protein of 1104 amino acids.
AUGUCCUCCCCCGACUCGCGGCCUUCACGUGGCGAACCGGAUGAACCGCUCGCUGUCUCUUCGACAGCUGAUGCGGUGACCGACAGCAAGCGGACAGGACGACGCCGUGGGACGCGAACACAAGACGCCCUGAGAAGGCGUCGGGCGGCAAGAGCUGCCAGGCGUCGACUCAAGCGCCAGCGUACCCGGGCACAUCGCGAUAGUUCUGAGAGGCGUAGGACACCCUCAGUUACUGCGAACUACAGUCCUCAUAGUGGUGGAUCCACCAGGUCGUACUUCCGUAGGGACGUAGACCCCAGUGUGAUACGCAUGUACACCUGGAACGCUCCCACAGAGGUAGCGCCGCAGGGUCAAAAAGAUGAGUUUUGGGAUGUUGUCGAAGAAGUGGUGAGACUAGAACGUCCGGAAAUUGUCUGCGGUGACUUCAACGCCAGGCUAGGUUCAGAUCUCGCAAGGGAUCCGAUCCACGGCCUCGGCAAGGCUUAUGCCUAUGAGGAGACCAAUGACAAUGGAUGGAGACUAGUCAUGCUUGCUGCUGCCUCACAUAUGGGCCAUGCAGCGACUCAUUUUCUCAAGCCCCAAACUCACCUUGGGACGUGGCUUAGCCCGGUAGAGAAGUGCUGGCAUCAGCUAGAUCACUUCCUGAUCUGGAGCAACAGGAAACUACAAGUGCUGGAUGUUCGUGUGAGACGGACAGUCAUGGGGUCAUCUGAUCACUGUGCACUAGAACUCUCAUUUCGUAACACAGCAACUUGUCGGCCCACCCGGCGUCUGCAAGGACGGAAACUAGCCUCACGUUCUAUCGUUGAUAGACGGGCUUUUAAUGCGAAGGUCCGCGAAAAGGAAGCCCAGCAUGAGUUCGAGAUGGAUAUGAUCCAUACUUGUCCUCAGGAUGGUGCCUACUCAGACGUAGUCCAUGCAUUUCAAGCUUCCAUGCGUAAGCUGGAUGGGGUGAAAUCUUGUCCUGGAAAGCCCUGGUUCUCUGCAUCUCAUAUCGCAGCUGCAGUUAGCGAGAAAAGACUGAAAUGGAAGGCAUUCCUAUCUAGGAAGACGCCAGAAGCUUUCAAGUUAUACCGCGAAGCUCGCAGUAACGUGGUUGCAGUAGUGAAAAAAGCUGAAGCCGAUUUUAUAGAGCUGAAGUGCUCUCAGAUUGAGAACGCGGAAGCUCAACACGCUGUUGGGGAUGUCGAGCGCCUCAUCAACGAGUUGAAAUCUGGCCUAGGCUUCACACUGACCCACAGACGACAUGAUCUCCUCUCUCCGCAGGUGUUUGCAAGUCAUUUUACGCAACUAUUUGCUCCGAAAACUUGCACUCUACCUGUUCUUGAGCCAGUCGACCUUCCAAUAGAGCGUACGGGAGGGGAUGACAUCACCUUGAAUGAGGUGAAGGACUCUCUCUGCUCUAUGGAUAAUGGUAAAGCUCCCGGAGCAAAUGGGGUGCUCACAUCAGCUUUGAAAGCCGGUGGUGAGCAUUGUCUGAGGAUCUUACACCGCUUGUGCAAAGAGUGGUGGAGUGAACCGGAGACUAUUCUCAGAGUUUUAGGACAUUCCAUUAUUAUCCCUUUCUGUACGAAAGGUGAUAGGAAGGUAGCAGGCAACUAUAGGGGGAUAAAUCUGCUCGAUCAUAUCGGCAAGGUUUAUUCCGGAGUUUUGGGGCAGAGGCUCAAGCCUCUAGCAGAGAGUUUCGUUGGAGAGAAGCAGUUCGGAUUUCUCCCAGCGAAGGGCACUCUAGAUGCGGUUCACGUACUACGUCGAUGUCAGGAAGUCUGCAACCGGAAUGGUCGCAGAUUGUCCGCUGUCUUUCUAGAUUUGAAAGCAGCCUUCGAUAAAGUACCUCGUCCUGCGAUCUGCAGAGCUCUCAGGCUAGCCGGAUGUGAUGAGAAGCUCAUUUCAGCUAUCGAAUCACUACACCGUAAUACUGUUGCACAGGUUAAAACUCAGGAAGGUUUAUCUGACCCUUUCCCAAUAGAUAUGGGAACUAGACAGGGGUGCCGAAUAGCGCCUCUUCUGUUCAUCAUCUUCAUGGAAAUGGUGAUCAGAGAAGCCAACCUGGAUAUCAGCUUGAGCAUGCCUUGCGAGAGCGAGGGCAGUACGGAAUCCGUGGACCUCUCAUGUCUCCCGUUCGCGGACGACAUCGUUUUAUUGGCGGAUGAUGAUUCUAUUCUUCAGCGUAACUUGGAUAAGCUUUCGGCAGCUCUGACUAGGUUUGGCAUGGAAGUGUCCUUACCUAAGACGAAAUGCAUGAUCUUAUCUGAGGGAUUGGGUGAUUCCAAUCUGCGUUUGAAGAUAGGUGACUCUGACGUCGAAGAAGUAGAUAAGUUCGUCUACUUAGGUAAUCUCUUCCCGAAAGAUAGGGAUCUAGUAGCGCCAUAUCGGCACCGGGCGAUAGCGGCUCUUGGGAAACUAAGUAGUCUCGCGCUUGUCCUGAAGUCCAAUAAGGUGUCACUAGCAUCCAAGGAGUCUAUCAUAGAACGUGUUGUCCUCGCUUCGGUACUUUACGGUUUGGAGACUGCUCCCUACCAUGAAGAGUCGUUGAAGGCGUCUCGAUGUGCUCCUGAAUCGCUGCUCAAGCUUAUUGAAAGACGUGGUAGGCCACCUACGAUGUGGCAGACUAGUCUCAAAGCUGAGGCCAACCUGUUCAGGCCUUGUCCGGUGCCUGAGGUUCAUUCCCCUCCGGCUAUUGUAUUCGAGGACCCACCUGACUGCUUGCAGCAUACUGCCGACAUGAGCGCCUGUUUGUAUGCCCGGCAGAGUUCCACUCAGCUUCGUAUGGGCUCAAUUAUGAAGUCAUUAGAUGGCAAUCAACUGGUUGUGGUCUUCCAGAUAGACUCAUCUGUUCCGGGACAGUUGAAUCUUGAUAUUCCCGAGGCAAACGGGACGUUCUCGUUCCGUGUUGAUCUCCCAAGUGGAAUGAAGCUCACCAUAAACUUCACCAUCCCGUACUUCAGCGCAUCCGGCGGAUAUAUACCUCCGCCCAGAACAAAUAUCAAGGAACUUACCUUCGGUACGAUAUUAGCUAUCGAGGCGUAUGUACCGAAUUGGGGGUCGGUGAAAGCAUACACGGAAAGAAUUGGUAAAGCCCGUGCCUACAUCCCAGGACCAAAACACCCUGGCUUCGUAAAGAUGGCCCACCAUGCAGAAAGACGUGAGAGGGGCCUUUUCGCGGAAGUGAUAUUCUAUUUUGGCAUGUACACCCUAGACGGAGUGAACUGGAAACGCUUUUAUGCGUAUGCUGAUGUCAAAAUCCGUGGUGAGAGGGAUGGUACAGGUUUCGAUCACCAGGGACGACUUCACCUCUUUAACAAAUCAUCCUAG